AUGGGACAGGACAUGAAAGCCUUCAAGACAUCUGAUGGCUACCUAACAGUGGGGGCAGGCAAUAAUAUCCAUUUUGAAGUUCUUUGCAAAAGAAUUGGGAUGGAAGAACUUUCACAAAAUCCUAAAUAUUCCAGCAAUAAAAGUCGAGUAAAGCACAGGCAGGAGUUGAUAGAGGCGCUGUCACAAAGGUUCUCCCAGAAGUCCACUUCAGAGUGGCUGGAGGUUUUUGAAGGGUGUGGCAUGCCCUAUGGCCCCAUUAACAACAUGGAAGGCGUGUUUAACGACCCCCAUGUCUUACAGACUGGUAUUGUCCAAAAGAUGGCGCACCCAACAGCAGGAGAUAUCCGAGUGGUCGGUCCAGCAGUAAGGUACUCGGACUUUGACCUGGUCCUCCAGUGCCCCCCUCCAACCCUGGGGCAACACACGGAGGAGGUGCUGCAGGAACUGCUGGGGUUUUCAUCUAGUCAAAUACAAGGAUUGGCUGAGAAGGGUGUGGUCGGUCUAUAAGAGGGCGGGGCAUGAUGAUGAAGUUUUCAUCCAAUGAAAUACAAGGAUUGGCUGAGAAUGACAUGGUUGGUCUAAAAGAGGGCGUGGCAUGAAGAUGACCAUCUUUUCUAAUUUCUAUGUACUUUACGUAUUUUACUUACGGUGCAUUUGAGUAAUGAAUAGGUAUGCAAAGUACAGAGCCGGGUUCGAUAUAACUGCCGGAACAGAUUAAAGUAAGAAUAAGAAAUUUUGAUUCUGGGCGGUUUGAAAGAUCAAUUUUGAUUAUACGGUAAUUGUAACCACAUAGAAAACCGUGAUUCUGGCUUGCUUGGACAACUCGGCGUAUUGAUGAACUCGAGAUCGUUAUGCAUGGGGACACGGUAAUGUGAUAGAUGGCUAGAGGCUUGGUGGAAGUAUCAUACCUGAGACAAAAACUAUUACUAAACUAAUGAUUGACUGCAAGGGGCGUGCUGCUAUUUAGAGGGUUGUGUGGCUUAAAGGUUUGUGCUAGUAUCGCUUUUGAGUAUAAAUCUGACACUAGUUUUGAAUUAAUUUUGAAACUGUGUAAGUCUGAAUUCAAGCAUAAGUUAUCUAGUAAUUAUAGUAGGUAAUAAAUGGGAAUAUACAAAUAUGAAUGUACGAAUUUGACUGUGAUAUUUUAAGAGGGAUAUUUUAA
Molecule: messenger RNA, 1162 nt
Organism: Lingula anatina
Lineage: Eukaryota; Metazoa; Brachiopoda; Lingulata; Lingulida; Lingulidae
Product: succinyl-CoA:glutarate CoA-transferase
Cellular component (GO): mitochondrion
Molecular function (GO): succinate-hydroxymethylglutarate CoA-transferase activity
Source: RefSeq, a predicted model, not a curated record